UUGAAAGGAACAAACUAGCUUUCAUAGAGGGCUUCGCACGCGUGCUUCUCCCCCAAUCUCUCUAUCAAUGGCGGACGACCUGUUCCAGGGCUUGCCUCCUCCCUCUACGGCGUCCCCGCCGCAGCUCCCGGAGCAGCCUGCGGCCUCCUCUUCCAAGAGGGAUUCGCCCCCGCCGCCGGCUCCGGCGCCCAUCCUCAAGAGCGCCCUCAAGCGAGACAAGCCCUCGGACCCUCAAGACGCUGCACCUCAGAAGCGCCUAAGGUUCAGAACAAGUGUUGAUGCUACAGAGGCACAAGUUAUAGAAGCAAUGCAAAAGAUAGCAUCACACAUAAAGAAUCCUGCAAAGUUCAGCAAAGCAUCAAAACUUGCUGUGCAACUAAUCCAAGCUGGAAGUGUCAAGUCAGGAACUAGCAAUCAGUUUUUUGAUAUUCUGGAAGCUGCAAUGGCUUCGCCAUCAGUUUGUAAUGAGCCUUCACUGAGAAUGGAUUAUCAAGCCUUAUUUUCAGCAGUUCAAGAUGUUGCAGAGUGUUUUAGUAAAGAGCAGAAAAAUCAGCUGGCAACGUGGACUUUGCAGGCGGUGGUUGCAAAUGAUCUUUAUACCGAUGACAGCUUUGUGUACUCAAAAGCAGCAGGAAAGAUCAAAGAUGCAAUAUCUAGCCUCCCUCAUGCUACAGUAGAUGAUGACAAAGAAGAAGCUGCAGCACUGGCACUAGCUGAAAACAAAGCAGUAGGCAAAGACACUGCUGAACUGGGUACUACUACAUCAGCUACUUUGUCCGAAACGAAGAUCCAUGUUUCUGAUCCAUUUGGGUUAGAUGUUUUGCUUCCAAGCAAAUCCAAGAAAGACGAAAGAGCGAGAGGAAAGGAUGUGACAACUUCAAACCAAAAGGAAGAAGAAGCAGAAGAACCUAAGAGAUUUAUCAAAUCUCAAAGAGAGGUUUUACUAUUAUGUUUGGAAAUAGCUGCACGUCGUUAUAAAGUGCCAUGGGCUCAAACUGUUAUUGAUAUACUGGUUAAGCAUGCUUUUGACAACAUAGACAAGUUCACGGCUCGACAAAGAGAUGCGAUUGAGAAGCUAUGGGCUUCAAUUAGGGAACAACAUAUCAGAAGAAAACAAGGGAAGUCCGUGACCGGUAAACUUGACAUGAAUGCAUUUGAAUAUCUUCAGGAGAAGUAUGCACGUGAGAAGAUUAGCAUCCGUCAUGCUGUCGGAGGUGGUGGUGAACGCCGUGCUGAACAGUGGCUUGGUUAGCUCUCUCCAUCACUUGGCUUUGAUUUUUAUUUUUCUCACAAUGAGAAUUGAUCUAUUCAACACUGUUCGGUCAAUGUACCGAAUUUGAACUUGUUACCGAUGGCACUGCAAGUUGCUGAUCUCUUUCAAAGUUAUAGUUCGACAUCCAGAAGGAUCAAACAAUGUGAUUCCAGUGAUGUACUAUCAAGAUAAUGGUUCUUUAGUGUAUCGAAUGUACACUUUUAUCAUCCUUAAUCAUGGAAGUUGAUUUGGAUGUGAAUGUAAAAUGGUCGGUGUAAUACGUUCAUGGAGUGAUUGUCAACAUCCUACCAAAUUGUAGUCAUUGACUAUUGUGUUUAUUCCCAUAUCGAGAAACUCACACGAAAAUGCUGCUAGGUGUUGAUGAUUCA
Molecule: messenger RNA, 1641 nt
Organism: Musa acuminata AAA Group (dessert banana)
Lineage: Eukaryota; Viridiplantae; Streptophyta; Magnoliopsida; Zingiberales; Musaceae
Exons: 5
Coding region: 68-1252 (394 amino acids)
Source: RefSeq, a predicted model, not a curated record